Molecule: messenger RNA, 1104 nt
Organism: Cucurbita maxima (winter squash)
Lineage: Eukaryota; Viridiplantae; Streptophyta; Magnoliopsida; Cucurbitales; Cucurbitaceae
Exons: 10
Coding region: 14-787 (257 amino acids)
Source: RefSeq, a predicted model, not a curated record
UGAUUUUGAUGUGAUGCUUUUUCAUUAUGAUGGUGUUGUGGAUGAAUGGAGGGAUUUUUCAUGGAGUUCUCGUGCAGUACACGUCUCGUCUCUGAAUCAAACUAAAUGGUGGUUUGCAAAGCGAUUCUUGCAUCCAGAUAUAGUUUCGGAGUAUAAUUACAUAUUUCUUUGGGACGAGGACCUCGGUGUUGAAAAUUUUGACCCAAAACGAUACAUAUCAAUCCUUAAGGAGGAGGGGCUUGAGAUAUCACAACCAGCUCUUGAUCCGGUUAAGUCCAAGGUGCACCAGGCUCUUACUGCACGUAAAACUGGCUCGAAAGUUCACAGAAGGUUUUACAACUCCAAAGGCUCUGCACGGUGUGAUGCUAAUAGCACGGGUCCUCCAUGCACGGGAUGGGUAGAAAUGAUGGCUCCUGUGUUCUCAAGAGCAGCAUGGAGAUGCACGUGGUAUAUGAUUCAGAAUGACUUGAUCCAUGCAUGGGGCUUGGACAGACAACUUGGCUAUUGUGCACAAGGUGACAGAACACAGAAAGUCGGUGUCGUCGAUGCAGAAUACAUAGUUCAUUUAGGUCUGCCUACGCUCGGUGCCUCCAACCGCAAUGUGCUGAAUGCCGAUGCUCCAGCUCGUUUGCAGAAAAAAGAAUUGUCAAACUUCAACGAAUCGGAACCCAAAGUUGAUAAUAGAGUUAAAGUGAGGAUUCAAUCUUCAUUAGAAAUGCAGAUUUUCAAAGAACGAUGGACGAACGCUGCAAAGGAGGAUAGAUGUUGGAUUGACCCGUAUCGAUAAUUACCGACGUUCACGAAUGCGAUUACAAUUGUUUUAUAUUCAUUUUUAUGAAAUAAAACUGGGAAAUGAAGGUGUUCUAGUCUUCAUUAACAGAGCGCAGCGUACAUCUUAUACCCAACAGAUUCAAAUCACCACAACGAGUCUCUUCAUUUUUUUCUUACUGUAUAAAAGUUCACGUCUUGUUCUUGUCUUUUUUUUUUUUUUUUCGGGUUGUAAAUACAUUAUAGUUUUGAAAAUGUGAGGUGUUUGUAAAAUUUUAAAUUUAAGUAGCAUUUUGUUGGUUGUAAUUUAAGUUUUAAUCUAUUUUCGUCUACGUA